Phragmites australis (common reed) is the source of this 1857-nucleotide messenger RNA. RefSeq names its product probable N-acetyl-gamma-glutamyl-phosphate reductase, chloroplastic. The coding region runs from base 253 to 1479 and encodes 408 amino acids. The transcript has 14 exons. Gene Ontology annotation, molecular function: N-acetyl-gamma-glutamyl-phosphate reductase (NADP+) activity; NADP+ binding; protein dimerization activity. Gene Ontology annotation, biological process: L-arginine biosynthetic process. The record is from RefSeq and is a predicted model, not a curated record. NCBI's taxonomy places the organism in Eukaryota, Viridiplantae, Streptophyta, Magnoliopsida, Poales, Poaceae.
CCCAAUCCGAAGCAGCAAGAAGCUUUCACGCCACCUAAUCCACGACCCAGAGGCCAGAGUCAGAGCUCACGCGACGCGAGCACCAACCCCCGCCGCCGCCGCCGCCGCCGCCACCUGCCAGCGUCGGACGGAAGACCGAGCGGACCUCUCCCCUUGCCCAACCCUCGAGGGUAUUUAUACGCGCGUAAUCGUGUGACCUGUGGCAGUUGGUGGCGCACGCUCUCCUCGCAAUCGCAACGCGCCGUAAGGGGGAUGGGCUCGACGGCGCUCGGCGGUGCGGCUCCAGCGGCGCGCGCCGGCUUGUCUCCCAAGAAUGGAGUCCUUGGAUCUAAUUUGAAGCCAUGUGCUGGUUACAUGCUCAAGACAAAUCAUAAGGUUGGAGUCCCGUCGCUCUGUGUGAGGGCUUCUGUUGCUUCUUCGACACCAAUAGUUAAAUCAGGGGAUGCUGUGCGCAUUGCAGUGCUAGGGGCCAGCGGUUAUACUGGAGCCGAGAUUGUUCGUCUUCUGGCAAACCAUCCUCAGUUUCAUAUAAAGUUGAUGACUGCAGAUAGAAAAGCUGGUGAACAGUUUGGAUCUGUAUUUCCUCACUUAAUAACACAGGACCUGCCAAAUCUGGUUGCAAUAAAAGACGCAGAUUUUUCAGAUGUUGAUGCUGUUUUUUGUUGCUUGCCACAUGGUACAACUCAGGAAAUUAUCAAAGGUUUACCCUGGCAAUUGAAGAUUGUUGAUCUCUCCGCGGACUUCAGACUGCGUGACAUCAAUGAAUACGCUGAGUGGUAUGGCCAUUCUCACAGGGCACCAGAACUGCAGGAAGAGGCUGUGUAUGGUUUGACCGAAGUUCUUCGAGAUGACAUAAGAAAUGCACGGUUGGUUGCAAAUCCAGGAUGUUAUCCCACAUCUAUUCAACUUCCUCUUGUUCCUCUGAUAAAGGCAAAACUGAUCAAAUUGAACAACAUUAUCAUUGAUGCAAAAUCUGGUGUUAGUGGUGCAGGACGUGGGGCUAAGGAAGCAAAUCUUUACACUGAAAUAGCUGAAGGUAUCCAUGCUUAUGGAAUAAAAAGCCACCGGCAUGUUCCUGAGAUUGAACAAGGACUUUCGGAUGCUGCUAAAUCAAAAGUUACUAUCAGCUUUACUCCAAAUCUGAUAUGUAUGAAACGUGGGAUGCAAUCUACUAUGUUUGUUGAAAUGGCGUCUGGAGUGACUGUCAAUGAUUUGUAUCAACACCUCAAGUCUACUUAUGAGGGUGAAGAAUUUGUCAAGCUGUUACAUGGUAACAGUGUUCCUCAGACGCGCCAUGUUGUGGGAUCAAACUACUGCUUCAUGAAUAUCUUUGAGGAUAGAAUUCCUGGCAGGGCCAUCAUAAUCUCUGUUAUAGAUAAUCUUGUGAAGGGAGCAUCUGGUCAGGCUGUGCAGAACCUCAAUCUGAUGAUGGGACUUCCUGAGAACAUGGGGCUUCAAUACCAACCCCUAUUUCCUUGAUCUUUCAUGCACUUCAUCUGGCAGGACAGUGCUUUGGAGUUCGACUAGGCAUUACAUCGUGGUUACUGUCCAGAGGCAAGGAGCCCAACAUCAGAAUGUAAUCAAGUCAAACUUGCUCAAAGGCGUAGCUUGGUUUGUGCUGUUUUAGUUCUUAGAUACUAGCAAUAAUUUAGCAGUGCAAUGAUAGAAUUAGCUGAGUGGCUUGGUUCUAAUGAAAUCUUAAGCCUACAUACAUCUUGUACUGCAUUGCCAUUUGUUAUUUUCAUUAUGAAAUCUGUAUUAAGUGUAAAACGCAAUUACGAGACAUCAGCCACCCUUGGUAUCACUGGAUGUAAAGUUGUGGUGUCUUUUUUAUUAUGUUUAACAAAUUUAGCUUGC